AUGACUGACCAAAAUGAGCAGGCUCGUGUUGCUGUCCUUGAAACCGAAAUGAAGCAAGUCCUGAAUGUGCUCGAGAAUAUCACCAAACAAGUUGCUUCUCUACAGACAAGCAUUUCCACACUGUCUGCACCCGCUCAACCGAGUGUAGAGAUUGUACUGCCCGAUGACUCUCCUCCUGUUGAGUCAAAAGAUAAGGGAAAAACUGUUGCCAUUGGCACUUCCUCGACCGAGAAUGGUGCAACUUUAACUGACAAAGCUCGUCCGAUCAUUACAGAUGGGGGCGAUGCAUCUUCUAAGCCACCAAAGAGUGAUGAGGCUGAGCGUAUUGAUAAGCUUGAAGAAAAAUUCCGGCAAAUGCAAGGUUUUGAUGAUCAAUUCUCACGAGGUCUUGCUCACAUUGUCAAGGUUCAAGUCCCUAAGAAGUUCAAGGCGCCUGAGUUUAAUAAGUUCGAUGGCCUUUCCUGUCCUAAGGUCCAUUUACAAUACUACACGACGAGGAUGGCGCCGUAUGCUGAUAAUGUGCCACUCAUGAUCCACACUUUCCAAGAUAGCUUAACCGGACCCCCCUUACAAUGGUUCGUUUUGAAAAAGAUUCAUUCGCUCAAGACAUGGGAGGAUUUGUCUGAUGCUUUCAUUCGUCAAUACAAAUUCAAUAUUGACGUGGCCCCGUCACGUGAGGAUUUGAUUCGCACUGAGAAGAAAAAGACCGAGACCUUCAAGGCCUAUGCUACUAGGUGGAGAGCUCUAGCUGUGCAAAUUACCCCCGAGUUGACUGAGAAGGAGAUGCUUGAUACCUUCAUGAAGACUUUACCGUUCGAGUUUCGUAAUCGAAUGUUGGGUUCUAAUUUCAAUUCUUUAGCUGAGUUGAUACCUGUGGGAGAACGCAUUGAGAUCGCUCUGCGCGAUGGUUGGGCCACACGAGCUACCUCUCGCUAA
This is a messenger RNA of Syzygium oleosum, 936 nucleotides long. RefSeq lists its product as uncharacterized. The coding region runs from base 1 to 936 and encodes 311 amino acids. The transcript has a single exon. NCBI's taxonomy places the organism in Eukaryota, Viridiplantae, Streptophyta, Magnoliopsida, Myrtales, Myrtaceae. The record is from RefSeq and is a predicted model, not a curated record.